CGCCGACGCCCCUUCGCCGGUUGCCUCCCUUUCUGUAAGAAAUUCAACAUUGAGCCACGGGCACCUGAGUUUUAUUUUGCUCAGAAGAUAGAUUAUCUCAAAGAUAAGGUUGAGGCAUCUUUUGUGAAGGAGCGAAGAGCAAUGAAGAGAGAGUAUGAGGAGUUUAAGGUUCGUAUAAAUGCUUUGGUGGCCAAAGCCCAGAAGGUUCCUGAAGAAGGGUGGACGAUGCAGGAUGGAACACCAUGGCCUGGAAAUAACGUCCGUGAUCAUCCUGGCAUGAUUCAGGUUUUUCUUGGCCAAAGUGGAGGACAUGACUCUGACGGGAAUGAAUUACCUCGCCUUGUCUAUGUUUCCAGAGAGAAGAGGCCUGGCUAUAAUCACCACAAGAAGGCAGGAGCCAUGAAUGCUUUGGUCAGGGUCUCUGCUGUGCUUACAAAUGCGCCUUAUCUUUUGAAUCUGGAUUGUGAUCACUACUUCAAUAAUAGUAAGGCUAUUAGGGAGGCAAUGUGCUUCAUGAUGGACCCACUUAUUGGAAAAAGGUGCUACGUCCAGUUCCCUCAAAGAUUCGACGGUAUAGAUAGGCACGAUCGAUAUGCCAAUCGGAACACCGUGUUUUUCGAUAUUAACAUGAAAGGUCUGGAUGGUAUUCAAGGUCCUAUUUACGUUGGGACUGGUUGUGUAUUCAGAAGGCUGGCACUCUAUGGUUAUGAUGCUCCAAAAGCAAAGAAGCCACCGACCAGAACUUGCAACUGCUUGCCAAAGUGGUGCUGUUGUGGGUGCUGUUGCUCUGGGACGAAGAAGAAGAAGAAGAAUACCAAGCCUAAGACCGAACUGAAGAAGAUUUUAAAAAAAAAAGAUGCAGGUACUCCACCACCUUUGGAAGGUAUCGAAGAGGGCAUUGAAGGAAUUGAAACUGAAAAUCCCACGCCUCAGCAUAAGCUUGAAAAGAAGUUUGGGCAAUCCUCAGUCUUCGUCGCAUCAACAAUGCUAGAGGAUGGAGGAACACUGAAAGGCACGAGCCCUGCAUCUUUGCUAAAAGAAGCUAUCCAUGUCAUCAGCUGCGGCUACGAAGAUAAGACUGAGUGGGGAAAAGAGGUUGGAUGGAUAUAUGGUUCAGUUACAGAAGAUAUAUUGACGGGCUUUAAAAUGCAUUGCCAUGGAUGGCGUUCCAUCUACUGCAUCCCUGCAAGACCCGCUUUGAAAGGAUCUGCUCCCAUUAAUCUUUCCGAUCGUCUCCACCAGGUCCUUCGUUGGGCUCUUGGUUCCAUUGAGAUCUUCUUAAGCAGGCAUUGUCCCCUUUGGUAUGGUUAUGGAGGCGGUUUGAAAUGGUUAGAGCGAUUAUCUUACAUAAAUGCCACAGUAUACCCCUGGACAUCAAUCCCUCUGUUGGCAUACUGUACUUUGCCUGCUGUGUGCUGCUUGCUUACUGGGAAAUUCAUCACGCCAGAGCUGAGCAAUGUGGCUAGUCUGUGGUUUCUGUCACUUUUCAUUUGCAUUUUCGCGACAAGUAUCCUGGAAAUGCGAUGGAGUGGGGUUGGAAUAGAAGAAUGGUGGAGGAACGAACAGUUCUGGGUCAUCGGAGGAGUUUCAGCACAUCUCUUUGCAGUUUUUCAGGGGCUUUUGAAGGUUCUGGCUGGUGUUGACACGAACUUCACUGUGACAUCAAAGGGUGGGGAUGACGAGGAGUUCUCUCAACUCUAUGCGUUCAAAUGGACCACCUUGCUCAUUCCGCCAACCACAUUGCUUAUAAUAAACCUGAUUGGUGUUGUAGCUGGCGUAUCAAACGCAAUAAACAACGGUUACGAGUCCUGGGGUCCUCUCUUCGGAAAGCUAUUCUUUGCCUUCUGGGUGAUUGUCCACUUGUAUCCUUUCCUAAAGGGUCUGCUCGGACGGCAGAACAGGACUCCUACAAUCAUCAUUGUGUGGUCAAUCUUGCUCGCUUCCAUCUUCUCCCUUCUGUGGGUACGUGUCGAUCCAUUCUUGGCCAAGUCGGACGGACCACUUUUGGAAGAAUGCGGGUUGGACUGUAAUUAGCAAGAGUGUCUGAUUCCUGGAACAUUUGGUCAGUAGGAUUUGUUUAUGGGUUAUUUAUCGUAAGGAUACAGAAAGAAUACAUUUGGUGUGGUGCCGUCUGCAAUGCAAAUAAAGGGCAUGUUUGGACGUCACUGUUUCCGCAACUCCGCCUCUCCAUUUGACCGCAACACUCUGAAGGGCUACAAAAACCGACUUUGCUGCUCUUUUGCAACAGCUGGGAGAUUGUCGGAAAGGACUGUGACACUGCUUCUUGAUUCUUUAUUUGGUUCAUAAUUUUUUUCUUUUCUAGGAUGAGGAGGUGGCGUGAACCACAGUAUAAUGUGUAUUAUCAUCUCAUAAUCUCUCUCUCUCCCUCCCUCUCUCUCCCCCUGUGUAAGUGUAACUCAGCCGAAAUUGUGAGCAUGUAUUAUAUACGGGGCAUCGUCCCUCAGUUGAUGCUGCUUAA
Molecule: messenger RNA, 2479 nt
Organism: Eucalyptus grandis
Lineage: Eukaryota; Viridiplantae; Streptophyta; Magnoliopsida; Myrtales; Myrtaceae
Product: probable cellulose synthase A catalytic subunit 6 [UDP-forming]
Biological process (GO): plant-type primary cell wall biogenesis; cellulose biosynthetic process
Cellular component (GO): trans-Golgi network; plasma membrane
Molecular function (GO): cellulose synthase (UDP-forming) activity
Source: RefSeq, a predicted model, not a curated record